ACAACAACAACAACAACAACAAGCAUCAUCAACAACAACAAGAACAACAAGAACAGCACCAGCAACUGCGUCAAGUGCGAUGGCAGCCAUUAAUACGGUACCAAAGAGCAUUCAUCUGCCAUUGACAAGUCUAAGCACGCCACGUGUGUUGAUGUGCAGUGCCUCUGUGGGCACUGAGGGUUCCGUGACACUUCAGCUGAGAGAUGCGAGCGCCUUGGAUGCGGUAGCUACAAUUAGCAAAUCAACAACAACGGCCACAGCGGUCAGCCAAACAAAUGGCGUCACAGCAACAGCAGCAACAACAGUGGCAACAGUGGCAACAACAACGACCUCGGCGUCGUCGGCAUUAGAAAAUGCAUUGACCAUUGGCUAUCCGGAUCCGGAAAUGUUGGCUGAUGUUUUGGGAACCAUACAGACAGCCUCGCUCAAAAAUAACCACAAUAGCGCAGCAGCAGCAGCAGCAUCAGCAACUCAAAGCAAUACAGCGACCGUAAACGUAGCAACAACGACUGGCAGCCAUCUCAGCAAUCCCAACAAGAUAACGAUAACGCGACGCACCACAAACGCCACGAGUAGCAGCAACAACCACAUUAGCGGUGGUAGCAGUAGCGGCAGCAACAGGAUAACUGUCCAAACGGUCUCCACCUCCACAAACACCAGCAGCAAGACAAACACCAGCUACAUCAAGAACUGUCUGAUUCGCAGCAGCAGCUGCAGCAAUACAGCCACCAAUGUCACCACAUUGGCGCAGAUUAUGAGCAACAGCAGCACGAGCAGCGCAGCCAGUCUCCUCAAUCAGCACAACAAUAACAGCAACUGCAGCAACAGCAGCAACUUCAGCAACGCCUCAUCGGUCGGCAGCAGUGUCAGCAUUGCCAGCAGCAACAGCAACGGCAGCAGCAGCAACAGCAGCAGCAACGACAGCACUGUCAGUAGCAGCAAUCAUAGUUUGAGUUUUAAGAGCAACGGUAAACAUGUUCCUGGCGUUAGCGUAACAACAACUGCAACAACAACUACAGCAUCCACAGCAUCGGCAGCCACAAACACACCAACAGCGGCGGGCAGCGGCGCACCCAAGAAGAGCCGCCCAAAAAUAUCCUCCCCGACCCGCCACGGACCACAACAGUGUCAGAUUUGUAGCAAGAUUUUUGGAAAUGCCUCGGCGCUGGCCAAGCACAAACUGACGCACAGCGACGAACGGAAAUACAUUUGUACGCUCUGCUCGAAGGCAUUCAAGCGACAAGAUCACCUAAACGGACACAUGAUGACCCAUCGGAACAAAAAGCCCUACGAGUGUAAGGCGGAGGGUUGCGGCAAAUCCUAUUGUGAUGCGCGUUCCCUUCGCCGCCACACCGAGAAUCAUCAUGGCGGCAUUGUGACGCCCUCGAACCAGUCGCUCUCACCCACCACCAACUCCAGUGGCGGCAGUAGCAGCAGUGUGGCCACCAGCUCGCUAAGCCUCUCUCCGGCUACAGCAAGUGGCGAUGCCAGCUCCCCAGAUGGCGCCACCUGCAUUCGCACCUACAUCUCUUCGGGCGGCACGGUCGUGGAUGCUGCGACAGGUAUCGCGCUUUCCGAGGAGCAAAUCAAAGCCAUGAACUUGCCCGUAAAAACAGGCGUUACGCUGCUUUCGCCCACAACGUCGACGUCAUCGAAUGCAUCGUCCUCAUCUUCGUCGUUAUCCUCAUCCUCGAGCAGCGGCCCUCUGCUCGCCAGUUCGCCCACUAUUACGCUCAGCGAUGGCGCCACGCUCGAGGGUGAGGGGUUGACGCGUGAGCAGCUGGACCUCAUUAGCAAGAUAAUGCAGCAGACUAAGCAGACCAGCGCUCAAGUCACCGUGUCGUCCCCAACUAGCGUCAAUUCCUACAAGAUAAAUACGGAGACGGCGCCAACACAGUCCCGACCGCGCACCUGGAACAUGCAACUGCUGAACAACAACUCACAAAAUGUCACUGUAACUGUUGAGGAUGGCGCUGAUUUGCUUGCCACGUCCACUGCUUCGCCCGUGGAUGUCAAGGAUGACGACCUUAGUCAGCAGUUAGUUGCUGCUAUUAAUCCGCACUUGCUUAAUAUUGUCAAGAUUGAGAAACCUGUCGAGUGCAAUCUUUGUCACCGUAAGUUCAAAAACAUACCCGCCCUCAAUGGGCACAUGCGUCUGCAUGGCGGUUACUUCAAAAAAGACCCCGAUACGAAACGAAAUGAGAAGAAGGACUCAAGUGGGCCGCCGUUGCAGACCGCCAGUAUAGGAGUGCGUGCGUUGAUCGAGGAGAAAAUCAUUAGCAAGCGCAAAGACAUAACUAAGGGUGCCUUCGUAGUUCCUGCACCACCCAGUAGCGUAGCCAACAACACGAGCAACACCAUUCGCCGAUCAAUUAGCGAUUUGGAGAGUUUUCUCAACCCCAAAGCCAGUAGCAGCAGCCUAAGUCAGACAUUGUCAAGCGGUACAACCACCACAACGGCGGUACUGCCGGCAGCCACCACUAUCAAAAGCAGUAACGGCCUGAGUAUACAGCAGAUUGGUCUUCCCCAGAGUAUUGAAAUAUUUAGCAGCCAGAAGCAACAAAAGACGCUGAACUUAGGCAGUGGUGCCAAUACCAUUACCAUCACCACCAACAAUGUACCUACUACGGCCACCAUGGGAUCGUUGGCAGCAUUGACAGGCAGUGGUCAGAAGAACGGGGGCGAUCCCAAGGACUCCACGCUCAUCGAGCUGUUGAAACGGGGCACCCGCAUAGCUGUAACUGCCAAGAAGACACAAACACAGACCCAAAUCCAGACUCAGACUCAGAACCAAGCACAAACUCAAACGCAAAGCAGUACAAAUUUGCUGAUGACCAGCACUAGCAGUGGAGCUACCAAUUCAGAUCUCUCUACUAUAACGACAACCCAAGCUGGGCGACAGAUCAUUACGAAUAAUAAUCGAACGGUCAUAAUACCGUCGGACGUGCAGGUGGUCUCCACUAAGACGAAACUGAGCAACAUGGGAAGCGUUGUAUCCGGGGUCAGUGGCGCACGAUCGUCAACGCCUGCUAGCAUCUCACUUUCUGAUGGUACCCCGCUCUCGCUGACCAUUGCGCCCAGCCACGAGAACAAUAGCGGUGGUGGUACCGGAGGGGGCGAUGUCUACACCGUUACCUACACCUCCGAUACAUCUGACCUGUUUGAUGAUGCCGAGGUGUACAAUGUGUCCGAUACGGAAAUGCUACUGCAGACCGUGGAUACAAUGGAGCUACUCAAUGACGAUGAUGUCUCGCACAUCAAAACCGAACAUUCCGAUGCCGACUUUGCGUUGAUCAGCGAUGCUGAUAACGCCCAACUGGUCAAGCUCGAGCCUGAGUCAAUUCACUGCAGUCAGACAACGGCGCUGCCCACCUUCCAGCAAUUCCAUUCCAAGGAGCUCAUUAUGCAAAACAGCUCCCAGAUCCAGGCCAUCGCUUCCAUGCGCAGCAGCAGCACCACGCUUAACCUGCCCGCCGACCUCAAACAACAGCUUGGUGUGCUAGCUUCGCCGCUGCACUCACCUUUGGCCUAUCCGACACCGCCUUCAAGCCACGAGAACGUGGCGCAAUCAUCACCUUUUAUUGAGGAUGCAGCCGCCCAGUUUGUGGACGCCAGCCAAACGUUCUUUGGCGACAAGACGGACUUUUCGCACGUCUACUUCAAGACGGACGAUCAGACCCAGCAGGAGCUUAGUGACAAUGAGAAAAUACUUAAGCUAAAGAGCGUGCUCGAGGAGAGUACUUUCGAUUCCUCGAUUAAGGUCGAGGAUCUACUCAAUAGCACAGAAGACGACACUGAGUGUGACUUACGCGAAUUCGCAGAGACGAAUCUCUCGUUCCUGGAUGAGGAUCAGGAGUUUCUUAAUGAUUCCCGUAAUGCCACGUCCCCAUUGUCCGAAUCAUUUUUCACAAGUGGCAUAGGAUCCGCUGACGAUGUCAAGCAGGUCCUACGUGAGGUGCUACCAGAUGAGAAUAUACAAUUGCAGAUGAGCAGCGAACAGCAAGGCGAAAAUAUUAUUGAUCUCUACUAUCUGCCCGGAUUAGGCCUUCAGUCCCAAAUGAUGCCCAAUUCUGAGGAUCCAUUGCUUUCUUCGUCGCCGCGGGAGUUUGGACAACAGCGACAGCUGCCCAUAGCACCUGUGCAGCCGGCGGAACAGCUACCGGAGCCACUCUACCACCAGCAGAUGCUUCAACAGCAGCAAACAGGUGGACAACCUCAAUUAGUAGAGGCUCAAGCGCAACAGCAGGACUUUAUGCUGCCACUUACAACUGCUUCGGGAGGAGGAUGUUCGGCUACAAAUGGAAUGCAAUUUGGCGCCGUCUCUAAUCUUCAGCCCGUACAAAAUCAGUCCCAGUUCUUAGAUCCCAGCAAUCAGCAGCCGAUGGCGCUCAACAAUCUUUUACAGCCCUUGAUAUAUAGUGGAGGCGGUGCCGUAGUCGGUAGCAGCUUUAGCGAUGGUGGCUUGGUCAGUAACAUUAAACAAGACAUCUCUGACGCAAAGGUCACCUUGCUGCCAGUCGAUUGCAAUGCCAAUGCUAAUCGAAUCGGUACAUCUGGACCUUUGGACAAUAGCAUGAUGUAUGUGGCCUGCAAUAACAAACCCCUUCUAUCGACUUUACCUGCCGUGGCUGUCGCUUCCACACCCGCGCCUAGCGCCACCGUGACGAACUUGCAACCACUUUCCAAUCAAACCAAUUCCAUACUUAAGCGACGGCUGCGACCUAAUGGCUCACAGGAUGCGCAUAAUUUCUCCAAAUUCCAUACGCUUUCGCCUCAUCGUUCCAAGCUACGGAAACCAUCACGGACGCAUUACACCCCAGCGCCGAUCCUCAAUCCGGACCGUAAAGGCACUGGCUUGUACUGCAAUGUGCGCAAGCAGCUUGGUCAGGGGUUGUUCGAUGUAUUCGACGACGACUUUGGAGAUCCUGUAGGACUCGUCGAUUUCUCCGAUGAGUCCAAGGUAAAUUUAGGCUCAACCUAUCAGGCACAAAUUCCCGCUUGUCGAGCAAUUCAAGAAUCAGCAGACGAGGUGUUGGGUGCCGAGCUUAUGUGGGAUCCUAGCGUGCAGACGGACGAAAAGAUACUAAUGCGCUACAUAGAUCUCAGCAAGUCUUCAGCCGUGCCCAUGGGCAGCCACUCUGAGGAGGUGGCGCUGCAAGCGCUGCUCAAGGCUCAAGGCAACUCGGCGGCUGCGGUUCUCACGCUGCUGCAGACCCAAUCGAGUGCCUUCCAAAUGAAGUGGAAUGCUCAAGAGCUGGAACUGUUUCUGCGCGGCUUAGAAAAGCAUGGCAAAGACUUUGGAAAAAUUGCUAAUGAACUUCUGACAAAGUCCUCGGGGGAUUGCGUGCAAAUGUACUACUUCUGGAAGAAACUGUGCGUGGACUAUAAGGUGUCGCAUUUGAAAAUGGAACCUGUGACACCCACGACACCGGUGGUGGAGCAGAAGCCCUAUGUCUGUGAGAUAGCCGAUUGUUCAGCGAGCUUCAGUUCCAAGGCGGCGCUGCAUGGGCAUGUGCGCAUUCACGCCUAUGGCAGAAACACCAGCAGCAACAACAAUCAGCAUGCCACUUCGAACAGUUCCAACGCCCCCAACAGCAUCAACAGUAGCAAUGCGAACAACAGCUACGCAGGCGCGCCUCUGGCCGGCAACAGCAGCAAUGCGAGUCAGGCACAAAUACACGCUAACAACAGUAGUAGCAUCAUCAACAACAACCACAGUAGCAAUGGCAACAGUAGCAACAACAACAAUAGCAAUGCCAAUAUUUCCAAUAGCGGAGGCAGCAACAGCCAUGCUGCCUCCACCACAUCCUCCGUGGCAAACAGCCAUGCGAAAGAACCCAACAAUUCCAACAAUGCCAAGGACGGCGAAUUCCCCUGCAAGGUGUGCGGCAAAGUCUUCAAUAAGGUCAAGAGUCGCAGUGCGCAUAUGAAGACGCAUCGUGUUCAGGAUCCCGAUCAGUCGCCCAAUACAAAGCAACAACAACAACAACAACAACAGCAACAACAGCAACAGCAGCAUCAUCAACCAUCGAGCUCCAGUUCCAGCUCCAACACGGCGUCCGCAUCAUUAGUAGCAUAGGGAUCGGAAGGACCUUAAUGCAGCCCCGGCAGUCAUACGUACAUAUAUUGACAAUCGCGUUAAGCAAGCAGAAAGCAUUGUUUACAAAUCAAAGCAAACUGUUAGAAUUUAAUAAUUAGCCCACUUCAGUUCACGCAAUUAAGUAGAGAAAUAAAUACAGAAGAAUUUAUCGUGUAAUAUAUAAUUACUAUUACUUACCGACAAUUUUAUGUACUCGUAAUAGUUGAUAAUAUUCUUCUCGAACCACACACAUUUACAAGUCUCUAUACAAAAGCACACACUCUUCUGUCUCUGAUCCUUCUGAUCCACAAGUCCUAGUCUAAGGUAUUACUAUAGCCAUGGAUUGGUAAAAGUUCAAAUUGAAUUGUUAUUACUGUAGUAGUCAGCGGCAUACCUAGAUACAUAUAUAAUACAUGUUUUUUCUGUUACACACACACACACACACGCAUACACACGUGCAUACGUACUAACAACGUAUACCCUUACAUGCAUACAUAUGUAUUUUUAUAGUAGACGUUUUUUCUGCUCAACUCACUAAACUCGACUCGACUGUAGGCUUACUCUAAUCCAAUAGUAGCAUGUACUUAUACUUACAACUACUACUGUUAACUACACAUACAAGAAGUUUUUCUACUCACAUUCACACACACACACACACUCAGAGGUACACUCAAACCAACACCAACACCAACACGCACACCCACACUUACACUCACACUAAUACUUUACUAGUGCGAUAAAUGUUUAGUGAUUAAGAAAAUGUCUCCAUACAUUAUAGCUUAGGCGUAAAUACUAAAUAUACGAUACAUGGAUAUAUGAUUGUUGUUCUAGUUUUAAAAGCGCAAGGCAGCAACUCCAGGUAGUUGAAAUUUUACUUAUUAUACUUACUAUUUAACUACACUACUAUUGUACUUACUAAUUGUACUUAUACAUACUAUAUACAUAAAUGGCUAAACGGAAAAACAAAACGAAACCAAACCAAACAAAAACUAAAAUUGAAAAUCUAGUGAAAUCAAGUGAUAUUGAGUGAGAUCAAAAAACGAUUUUAGCUAAACAUACAAAGUGAAACUCAAAUUGAAAAUUUUAACUUUUAACACUGAGAAUUGUAAGCUGUACGUUGUAAUUGUAAAUAUAGCGAGAAGUACAUAGAGACUAAGUCCAGAUAAUUUUAAAGUUACCCUGAAUGCAUAAAAGACAUUACAAGUAAUUCAACGCGCACACACACACCCACACACACACACACACACACCCACACACACACACACAUA
Molecule: messenger RNA, 7347 nt
Organism: Scaptodrosophila lebanonensis
Lineage: Eukaryota; Metazoa; Arthropoda; Insecta; Diptera; Drosophilidae
Product: serine-rich adhesin for platelets
Exons: 10
Coding region: 80-6079 (1999 amino acids)
Biological process (GO): regulation of transcription by RNA polymerase II; negative regulation of DNA-templated transcription
Cellular component (GO): histone deacetylase complex; transcription regulator complex
Molecular function (GO): transcription corepressor activity
Source: RefSeq, a predicted model, not a curated record